AUGCCGCCAAAAGUAAUUUGGUUGAUUUAUAGCCUCGCCACGAGCUGGGUUGUCACUUGCCAACAGCAACUCGCGAAGAUGCAAAGUUUGUCCUUCUGGUGGUGCCUGGUCCGAAUGGAAAGCAGUCUCCAGGUGCAGUUGGAAUUGCGGAGAAGUCAGGAUGUCCUUGUAGAGGAGAAGCCAAGCGCGUGGCUGCAUGCGCGGAUGCGCUAUGCUUCUUUCCUAAUCGAACAUGCGCGGAAGGGUAUCGAAAGGGAGGACAGGGCUGAUCCUAAUUGGAGGUGCCGGGAAUUCGAGCACGAUCGUGACGACUCGCAUCAGAAUUGGCCCGAACCAGAUCCGGAACCAAACCACCCGAACUUGCCGAUACCUGGACCUCAACCAGGACCGGUUGGAGGUCAAGGAGUCUGGGGUCCUUGGAUUACGAUGUCGAAGUGCAACACAGAGUGCGGAAAGGAGGGAUCGUAUCGUCAAGCUAGACUCUGUUUAACGGAGCCGCGGUUGCGUUGCUCCGGUGAACAAAUCCAGUCACUCCCAUGUCCAAAAUGUGCAAAACCACUACCACCCAUUCCGCCUCCGAUCCCAUACAAUGACGAUCCAUUCGGGCCAAAUCCUUUUGGAGAUGUCGGCUAU
Messenger RNA from Mesorhabditis spiculigera, 633 nucleotides. NCBI's taxonomy places the organism in Eukaryota, Metazoa, Nematoda, Chromadorea, Rhabditida, Rhabditidae. The record is from the annotation of a GenBank genome assembly.